This is a messenger RNA of Thelazia callipaeda (thelaziosis nematode), 3008 nucleotides long. The record is from the annotation of a GenBank genome assembly. NCBI's taxonomy places the organism in Eukaryota, Metazoa, Nematoda, Chromadorea, Rhabditida, Thelaziidae.
AUGUCAUCUGUGUUAUACCUGUUAUUGACAGCGGUACUUUUCUUGGCAACUUUUGGUGUUUCCGGUGUUUGCUUUUUAUUUUCGACAUUGUUUGGCUUGAUAAUUGGGCUGUUUAUAACGAUUAUCAUUUACGGCCGAGAAAAAUCAGCUAGUGAUUUAAAUCAGCUAAAUAAGAUUGUUAGAAAGUUUCGUUUUCUGGUAGGACAACGAGAAUAUCUAGCAAGUUGUGGGCGAUUCUCUCAGAAUAUUUGUUAUGAGGAAGUGCAGGCUAUGACGAAUUCACUUGCUAUCGAUGCUGUACUUGAACAGAUGCUUUCAUACAUAAUUCGGGAUUUUAUUGAUAAGUGGUAUAAUAAUUUGACACCAGAUCAUCUUUUCCAAGAAAGCUUGAAGCGCAGUGCAAGGCGCACUAUUGCUGCCUUUUCACAGUGUAUCCAAAAAGUUGAUUUCGUACCCCUAUUAACUCAGCAUAUUGUCGACGAUAUUGCUUCGCAUUUUCGUUUAUUUCGAAGAGCAAAAGAACGUGCUCGACUUCAUUAUGGGAAAAAUUAUUCUACAGAUGAGUUAGAAACGAUGUUUUUUGAUCUGGAAUUAGAAAUGGAAAAGUGUUAUUGCAGGGAUCUUGUUUCCACUUGUUCACAUUAUGAAAAUGCAUAUCUGCAUGAUGUUGCUGAUGUUCUGUUGUAUCUUUUAACACCCCCUGAAGAUUUUCGUUCCCGGCCGUUUCGUUUUCUGCUUCGAGAAAUAUAUGUUAAGCGCAUAAUGCUACCUCUUUUAGAUAUGCUAAGCGAUCCUGAUUUCAUCAACUACAGUAUAGUUUGGUUGCUUAGUGGUACGAAUCUGAAACCAGAAGAUUUUAUCACAGCAAUUGAAAGCACUGACAACGUGAAAGCACUAGAUGCAAUUUUAGAUUCACUUUGUGAAGAGGCAGCACAUCUUCGAACUAAAGAUUCUGGUGGUGAACAAGGCUUUUUGGUAAAGCAGCAGUUAGCUAGCAUUGAUUACACGAUAAACAUCGUAAAGCGACGGAUGGAUACUUUAUCAGUGACCGAAGUUGAUGAUUUGUUGCAAAAGAAGUGCACCAACCCGCAAGCAGAGGGCUCAUUUCAUUUACAGUUACCAAUUCACGUGGUAUUGACAAACAAUAUAGCAGUAGCACAUUUUGCUGAUUUCCUUGCAUGUGUUGGUGGACAAGCUUUGAUUGAUUGCUAUUUAGCAGUUGAAGGAUUCAAAGCAUCUGUAGAACAUCAGUUGCGUGGGCUUUCCAAUGGCGAGACUCUCGAGUUUGAUGUUUAUGAAACGAUUAAAGAAGCUGCAGUUUUCAUCUAUCAGCAAUACUUAUCAGAAGAAGCUAUUACGCGAGUUUCUUUAGACGAUGCUACAGUGAGAAAGUUACUUUUACGUAUAAAAAGCGAUGAGCCUCCUGAUUUGUGGUUUGAACAAAUACAGGGAAAAAUUGUUCAUAUUUUACGAACAGAUGAACGGUUUUAUGAAUCUUUCAAAAAACACUUCACAUACAGAAAAAUGCUUCAUGAACUUGGCUUAGUUGAACAAGCCAGUUGUCAAACUAAUAAAUCACAGUUUAUCGAUGACAGUGAUAGUCGACUUCAUGUUCCAGUAAACUCUAAAUUGGAGGUUGGAGUUAAUGUUGACGAUUUUAAACGCUUACGCAUGGGAAUGCAUGUUGUUGUUGAAACGCUUGGUAUUGGACAACAAGGCAAGCAGACUUUUGCUUUGUACAAUGUUCGUGUUUCACGAAUUGAUGCUUCUGGAAAACAAAAUAGCAGUUGGAAUGUUCUUCGACGAUAUUCUGAUUUUCAUAUGCUCCAUUCACUUAUACAAUCUCGCUUUCCAAAACUCAGCAAUUUAUGUUUUCCGGGUAAGAAAACAUUCAAUAAUCUGGAUUCACACUUUCUCGAGGAAAGAACUAAAGCUCUGAAUAAUUAUAUGAUGAGUAUCUUACAACCAUCAGUUCUGGAAGCCAAUAAUGAUUUGGAGGUGCUUGUAUUCGAUUUUCUUAGUAUGAAAGAUUAUAUUGGUGAACGAAGAUUAUCGAAAAAGGUUAUGAAUGCUGUAUUUGAACCUUUGAAAAUUGGGGCUCGUGCUUUCGGAAAUGCUGUAACAGCUGUGCCUGAUACUGUUUAUGAUGGAGUAACUCGUAUGGGUGAUGGCAUAAAUAAAGCUGCGAAACAAAUAAUUAAUUUUCAGUCAUCACAGGUAUUUAGUAUGGUAUCUCGUUCUGAACCAUCUAUUCACAUCUCUUAUAAAUUAUACACGUCUUGCUAUGUGAAUUUCCAGACGUUGCAUACUUCAUCGAAUGAAGAUGAUCUGAGUCGUGUAGCAGCAGUUUAUAACGACCAGCAGUGGAUGGACAGUAUUCCUUUACGAGUUCUUGUCCUUUUAAUUGGUGAAGUAUUUGGCGUUCGUUCGCGAAAUGCAUGGUUUCGAAGAAGAUUGGUAGCUCUUUUAAAUCAAUUCGUUCACGCAACAAUGGGUUCUUCGUUAAAUCGGAAGAUUAUUGAUAUAGUUCAGUGGUUGACAUCAAAGCAACAAGUCGUCCAGUACCUUAUUGCAUUCAGAGUCUGGAUAUUCAUUGUGCUGAUCAUCAACGUCUCCCGUUUUCGAGUUCCACAUCGUAGCCCAGAACUCUCUGAUUUCUUCCGUCCCUACAUUGUGGCUAACAGAAAUACGUUGUGGCCAGAUGGUCAGCUACUGAUGAACAGUGAAAGUCGCUCAGAUAACGAAAAGCUCAGGACUUGCUUGUUAGCAAAAGCUCUCAUGUUGAGUGCUUUGCCCGACGAAUUACGAUUAUUCAUCGGUGCAGAAACCACAAAUGCAGGGAUCGGAAAUGUUUUCGAAGUGUUUCAGAAUAGAAGACUCAAUCGUCGAUUGGUCUAUGUUGUAUUUGAAAGAUUUCUUGCUAGUCUAUUUCCGUCUAAUCAUUUCAAGAAAAUUUUUCCUCAACUGCAUGCAAAAAGUCCUCGGUCGAAACCUUUCCAGGUUUGAUC